AUGGAAACAGUUGGUGCUUUGCGGAUUUUUGAAAGGUCAUACAUAUCACGGGGUCUACAAUAUAAGGACAUGCUUGGUGAUGGGGACUCAGCAACAUAUUAUAAAAUUGUUCAGAGCAAGCCUUAUGGAGAUGAAUGUAUACCCAAGAAAUUUGAGUGCAUUGGUCAUGUCCAAAAACGGGUUGGCAGCAGGUUGCGCAAGUUAAAAAGUGCAAAUAAAGGUUUGAAAUUGGCUGAUGGGAAAGGACUAGGAGGCAAAGGAAGAUUGACUGAUGGAAAUAUUGAUGUUUUGCAAAAUUAUUAUGGACUUGCUGUGAGGGAGAAUUUGGAUGAUGUAGACCAAAUGGCCAAAUCGAUUAAAGCAAGUUUAUACCAUGUUGCUUCGACAGAUUUAAACCCUCAGCAACAUCUUUGUCCGAAUGGCGAAGACAGUUGGUGCGGAUACAAGAGGGACGAAGAAUCGUACAAACACAAGAAUGGUAUCCCUGAGUGCAUUGUCAAGAAAAUUAAACCAAUCUUUGAUGAACUAAGCCAACCUCAAUUGCUCCAAAAAUGCACUCAUGGAAUGACACAAAAUGUCAAUGAGUGUCUAAAUGGCCUAAUUUGGGCUCGCUGUCCCAAAACCACAUAUGUGGAACAUGAAACUGUAGCUCUGUCUACAUAUUUGGCUGUCGUGAAAUUUAAUGAUGGGGACAUCUCCUUUCUAAAGAUUGUUGAAGACUUAGAUAUCAAGCCUGGUUCAUUUACUGUACAAGGUUGUCAAGAUUGUGACCAAUCACGAAUUGAGCUGUCGGCCAAAAAGAGCAAGGAAACAGUAAAAAGUAGAAGAAAAACAUUGAGGCAUCUCAGGAAAAACUUUGUUGAUGACAUAGAAGAGAAAGAAGGUGUGGUUUAUGAAGCUGGGAGCUUUUAACACUUUUUAAGGUACAUUGACAUUAAAGCAAAUUUUUCAAUUCAAUUUUCUCAUUUUUGCUAUUUCUCAGGUAUCAUCGAUCUUUGUGACAUCAUAAUUUUGUAAAUAUUAGCUGUAUUAGAUUGAUACUUGGUGUGGUUACUUUCAAUAACAUUAUUAUCUUCAGAUAUUGAUAUUUUUUAUCAUUGAUGAAUUAUUUCCAAAUUGCUUCCUCAAAGGCACUAAUUUAUUAAUAAAAUUAUUCAAAUAUUUAAAAUUUGGCUCAAUUUUUUUUUAAAGGAUUUUAAACAAAAUUGAAGAGCUUUAGGCACUAGUUCAUUCUCCAAGCUUUCUAAAAAUAUAUUGUUCGUUAAAUUUGGUUCAUUGGUUCCUGAGUUAUGAUGUUUCCGAUUCUUUGCAAUUAUGCGUUAAUUAGUGGCCGCCAUAUUGGAUAAUUAGUGUAAUUAAUGUCUUUCCCAAAAUUUUUUUCAAUGGGUCAAUUCUCUUUCCCUUUCCAUUUCUCUUUUCCCUUUCAAACUAUGAUAUUUUCACAUUGAUCUCUUUAAAAACUAAGAAAAAAGUUGUAGUGGGGUUUGACUACUUAAGUACUUCGCUCGAGAGCAUGCACACUAUUUGACACGUGACUUUCACUUCCUUUGUGGCGCAACAUAUUUGCGGCCGCUCUUUGAAGUUCGCCGGCUUUCCAAACCAUCCUAUUUCUAUUAACUGUGGUAAGACUUUGUGACUAAGGCUUUGUGAAAAGCUUUUUUCCUACUAUGUGUAUUCAAUCACAUAACUUGUAAAUUUUGUAAAUUUUGUAAAUAUAAAAGUACUUUUAUCUUCCGACAUUAAUUCAUAGAUCAGUAAACAAUUGUUGUAAUAUAAUGCCUGUAACACAAGUACUUUUUAAUAUUUUUAACUAAAGUUUGUAAAUAACUUCGCAAUUCGCUUUCGAGCGCGAUGAUUUUAUAAUAAACCAUUAAUAAUAAUAAUAAUAAUAAUAAUAAUAAUAAUAAUAAUAAUAAUAAUAAUAAUAAUAAUAAUAAUAAUAAUAAUAAUAAUAAUAAUAAUAAUAAUGGAAACUUUAUUGUAUUUUUUACGUAUAUAUACAAUUGUAAAUCUCACUACUGACUUAGGUAAUUUACAAUUGGCUACAUGAAUCACAGAGUACUACAUAUGUUCUAUUUACAGUAAAAACAAGAAUAAAAUGGGUAUAUGAUUAUAUAUGUUGUUAUAUGUAGUUAUUAAUUUAAAUGUUUAACAAUUCAGGGUUUGUCCACUCUUUGUUUCGACAGCAAAAAAAUAUAGUACGUCGCUCUAAUGUCAUAAGACGUCAUCUUUUUUAUGCAGUAAUGUUGCUGCUUUUUAUCCAUUCCUAUAGUGUCUAACAUUUCUAAAAAGGUGAAGCAUUCUUUGUCAAACACACCGAGAGAGCUCAUUGAUAGGUUUACAAAUUUAGCAGAAUUAAAGUGACCCCUUUGAUCUUCAAUUAGAUCUUUGUAUUUAGCUUUUUUGCGUUCAACGUUAUUACUACAGGGUAUCAAAAUAAGCGCAAUUCAUCUUUUGUGCUUAAUAACUUUCGAAAUACUAUUUCUAGUUAAACGCUUUUAGGCUUACUUCAAAGCCUGUUCUUUUCUCUUUCAAACAAACUAUUAUCCUUGUCUCCAAUGCUAGUAAUAAUUGCACAGGAAAAGAUUUAGUAAAACCUAUCAUUUUUAGUUGCUGUUUAAUUAUGCAAAUUUACUAUGUUAUUAUUUAGUCGGUUUAAAUGUUAGAAUUUUCUUCUUUAAACUUUAAUGUUGCCGUCACUACAUCUGGAAAACCACGUAUAUGAACAAAUUAAUAGUAUUUUAAAAGAGACCAGGUUGUUUGAAAAUCCUAAACGAAUGCUAAAAAUCGUCAAAACAUUCUGGUGUCUGAGCCAGAGUGUCAUCGAAUUGCGAUGUAAUGUAAACAGAAAUUAUAGCAAGUUGAUGUCAGUCAGCUUAGAUGGUCCAAGCCAAUAUUAUAUCGCAUUUGAAGUUUCAAACUGACUUAAAAAUAGUGGAAGAAAAGCCGUAAUUAUACUUAUUGUUACAAUCCAUUUAAUAAAAUGCAACAUUUUUUUGUUUUAAUGAAAAAAUCAGUUAUUUUCAUGAGAACGUUUAGUCAUUCCAUCUCAAUUUUUUUAAUCUCCAAUCGCAAUAACGUAAAGUAUUAUUACCCGUGAACCAAUGAGUCAAAUUUAAAAAACAACCCACUGUUAGAAAGAGGAAUGGCUACGCUUUAAAAUGAAUGUAAACUUUAACGUUUUCGUCUAUUAUUUGUUUAGCAAUUUACAUUUCAGUCGAGGAUUGCGCUUUUUUUGAUACACCCUGUAUAACUAGGAGUUACAAUCGCAAGGAAAGUGCUGCCUCAAACUUGACACUCUCAAAAGAUAAGUCGGAAAAAAGCCUGGGUACUCAUCAGUGCCUUCGCACGAGUUUGUAGUUGGCAUGUAACUCGUGCUUGAAGUUUUGUAAGUGUUUGAAGUUUUGAAUUUGGAGUAACCCAUCGCCCCCACAACGUCUGAAAUGCAGACAUGACUGGAUUUAAUGUUUGGGUUUUCAUUGUUUAUGCUAGGUAUCCUUGAGUUAGGGAUAUAUCGAGUAUCUGGAGUAACUUCGGAUGUUAGAAGACUUAAGGAAAAGUUUGACGAAAGUAAGUUUUUUUUGUUUUUUUGCUGUCAAGCAAAAACAACACACGUAUGAAGAUAGCAAUGGUACAGUACAAAGUGAAAUGCUGUUCGAAUUAUUUGUAUUUUAUCGGUCGUAUAUUCGCCUUUCCCUUUUGCCGCCUGCGCUCCUUCGCCCAGCGGCUACGCCUCGUGUUCCAAGAUCCGCCAUGUAAAGUGUAGUGAAAUGUAUCUCAUCGUAAUAUUAAAUCCUAAGAAAACUAAAGCCUCUGCGGAGGAGAGAGGGUCGUAUACAUUAGUGCUGUUGAUAUUUGAAAAUUUUGCCAUUAACUAGGGUGCGAUAGUUGAAGAUUUUUUGUCGUACCCGACUGGUGCGCCAAUGGUUGUUGCCGCGUACUUGAGCUACUGUAGCACAAACUCAGUACUCAAUGUGUAUUUAGUCUUUAAAAUAAGGUUCAUAAAGCAUAGGUGUCUGAAAAGUAUGUUCCGACUACGAGGUAGAAAAAGAAGCGCAAUUACAUAUACAAACAAUCGACUCAAACGUCCCAUCAGUCCAAUCCUGUUUCAUGCCAAGACAUCUCAGACACAUGAUAUACGAACUAAAUUGCGGUAUUGAAUACCUUGGACUUGGAAAGGUCAUGUGGUACCAGCAAAAAGUAAGUACGCAGAUAGCAAGAGUUCUGUGUACCAACGUGGUACGUCGUUGAAAACAAAGAAGUACCAGACAGUAAUAUUGGCGUAACUCCGGUACGUAAGUACGCGAAUUAUUGCACCCUGCGUUAACAACAAUGAUGUUGGUAAAGGAUAAUGAUGGUAGUGUGGUGGUGGUAAUGAUGGUGAUCUUCACCAUUGUGAUCAUCAUCGUGGCUAUGAUGGUGAUGAUGGUGAUGGUGGUGGUGAUGAUGUUAGUGGUGGUGAUAUUACUGUAUGAUGGUGAUUAAAAUGGUUGGUGAUUCUGGCAGUGAUGGUGAUGAUAAUGCGUGUGAUAUUUAUUGACUAUAUAGGUUUCCUUUUAUUAAUUUUGGGAUCCGUAUUCGUAGUUUUAUCACUAUUUAAACACUUUAUCAACGGUUGGAAAAAAUCACCAUCCAGUGGUAGUAGCGCGGCCAUAACUAAUGACCAACAUAAGUAAAUGUAACGUUAUUUUUGUAUUCAAUGUUACAGACAGUCAAGAAGCUCUGGUGUAUAUCUCCGAAGCAGACAUUCACGCUGUCGCAGGGACAUUAAAACAAUAUUUCAGGGAGCUACCAGAUCCUUUGUUUACGGCGAAUCUUUAUCCCGAGUUCACACAAGCUCUAGGUAUGGUAGUUGUUUUGGUACAGUACCUGUAUACUGUACUUUACUUGACGAGGCAUCUUCAAAGCUAA
Paramuricea clavata is the source of this 4911-nucleotide messenger RNA. Lineage: Eukaryota; Metazoa; Cnidaria; Anthozoa; Malacalcyonacea; Plexauridae. The record is from the annotation of a GenBank genome assembly.